CUUCGAUCCAGGUUACUCAUCCUCCCCUCCCCUCUUGCUCUUACCCCUACGAACACGUUUAAGUCUUCACGUUUGUAAGUGAGUUCGAUUUUAAGAAAUUAACAGACAUAAUGGCCAAUACUGAGAGAACUUUUAUCAUGGUUAAGCCCGAUGGAGUUCAGAGGGGCUUAAUCAGCAAAAUAAUCAAACGAUUCGAAUCCAAAGGCUUUAAAUUGGUGGCUAUGAAAUUUAUGUGGGCUUCUGAGGACUUGUUGGAAAAACACUAUCAAGACUUAGCCAAACUGCCCUUUUAUCCCAAGCUUAUUAAAUACAUGAAUUCUGGACCAGUUGUUCCUAUGGUUUGGGAAGGUCUUAAUGUAGUCAAAACUGGUCGCCAAAUUCUUGGUGCUACUAAUCCUCAGGAUUCAGAAAGGGGAUCUAUUCGUGGAGACUUGUGCAUUCAAGUUGGAAGGAAUAUUGCUCACGGAUCAGACUCAGUAGAUUCAGCUAAGAGAGAAAUCGACCUCUGGUUCACACCUAAGGAACAGAUUGAUUGGACUCCAGCAUUCCAGAAUUGGGUCUAUGAAGACUAAAUAGUUUUUUAACUUUAAUAAAAUAUUUAUUUGUAUGUUCACAUUAUAUGUGGAGUGCAAUUCUCAUACUCAAUAAAACCUCAAUUUU
Molecule: messenger RNA, 660 nt
Organism: Nezara viridula (southern green stink bug)
Lineage: Eukaryota; Metazoa; Arthropoda; Insecta; Hemiptera; Pentatomidae
Source: the annotation of a GenBank genome assembly